AGAAGGGCUUUUGUUGCAUCCAGAGGGAGAGAGCUAGCGAGCAAAGGCUUGAAUUAAAUCUAUGGGAGUCCAAUCUGCUCUGAUCUGCACUAAACCAUCGGGCCUCUCCCGAAUUAAGCCUCGCCUGAGCGGAGCUCCGUGUCUCUGCAGCUGCUCUGCUCACAGCCUUUGUGUAGAUCGCUUUAGAUUUCUGAUCUCUGCUCCCGGAAUCAGAUUAUUUGCUGUAUUUGUUUAGAAUGGGAAACGCUGAAGACCCUGUACGAAAAAGGGAAACCUAAGGAUGCUGGAGCAGAACAAUGGAUUUCUCCUUCUCUUUCAUGCAAGGGAUCAUGGGAAACACAAUCCAGCAACCGCCUCAGCUCAUUGACUCAGCUAACAUCAGACAGGAGGACGUAUACGAUGCCAUCAGCGACCCCGGGGACGAGGGAGGCCCCUCCGCCUACGAUUCGCCCCUCGAUCCGGGGUUCUCCUACCCUCCGGACGACCUAGGGGUCGUCGCCAACGGUUACCAGGCGGGAAUCGGCGCCUAUGAGCAGCAGGCCAAGUUUGCGCUGUACUCGCAGUUCCCUAAUGGCUCGGCCAAUGGCUACGGCGCCAUCCGCAACUAUCACGCCGAUCACGGGCUGAUCUUAGGGGAGGGAACGGUGCUAAGGUCUCCCGUCGUUCAGGAAAAACCAUCAUCUCAUAUAUCUUCCCCUCCUCUUCCUCCAUCUCAUUCUCAUCUUCAUCAUCAUCAUCAUCAUCCUCAUCCUCAUCAUCCUCAUUCUCACCCUCAACAUCAAUCGCAGCAUCAUCAACCUAAUCCUCAACUUUUACCUCAUCACCCUCCUCCACCUCCUCCACCACCACCUCCACUUCCUCCUCCAUCUUCGUCCUCUUCACAUCAUCUGCAGUCGGUUUACCCCCCUCCUCCCCUCAUCCUACCUUCCUCUCCACCUCCCCUUCCUGCCUCCAUUCAGGACGCAGCUUCUGAGCCCGUCGGCCAGAAGAAGACAAACUCCCCGGAAAUCAAGAUCAAGAUCAUAAAGACGUAUCAGAACGGACGCGAGCUGUUCGAGUCGUCGCUGUGCGGAGACCUGCUGCACGAGUUCCAGGAGUCAACCAGGAGAAACGAGCACAAGAAGGAGAAGAGAAAAAAGAAAAAUAGCCGGCACGGGGCCUUCCCGGAACAGGAAGUGAAGCUCGGUGAUGGCCAGGCUGUGAUACAAGACCAGCAACCUACCCUGAGUCUCAAAAGCCCCAAAACUGAACCCAAGGAGGUCCAGGUGGACAAGGCCAUGCCCUCGGUGUGCGUGGAAUAUGACAUCGGGGAUCUGGUGUGGGCUAAAGUCGGGACGUACCCAUGGUGGCCCUGCAUGGUCUCCUCCGACCCCCAGCUACAGGUUCACACGCGCAUUAACACCAGAGGUCACAGGGAGUACCAUGUGCAGUUUUUCGGCAGUGUGGCCGAGCGGGCGUGGAUUCACGAGAAGAGGAUCGUGGUGUAUAAAGGAGAGAGUCAGUUUGAGGAACUGCAGGCGGAAACCUUACGCAAAACCACCAAUCCAACUGAGAGACAGAAGCUGCUGAAGCCUCAGUCUCAGAGGGAGCGUGCUCAGUGGGAGGUGGGCGUCGGCCAUGCCGAGGCAGCCCUGCUCAUGACCCGUGAGGAACGUAACGAGAACUACACCUUCAUUUACAUUGACAAACUGCCUGCCGACGAAACCAGCGACGAGCCUGCGACCCCAACGAGGAUUAAAAAACGCAGGACAAGACGCUCCAAGAGCAUAAAGAAAGACGAUCCGGCGACACUCCCACGCCGUCAGCAGCCUCGUCGUCAGUGCAGCGUUUCAGACGCUCAGGAGGAAGAGGCGGAGCCCGAUGACACGACGGAAACGCAACCCUCGCCACCUCCGGUUCGGACUCCGUGGAGAACGGCGGCUGCCCGGAAGCUGCUGCCGCUCUCGGUCACAAUGAAGAAGCUCAAUGUGGAGAUCGUGAAAUGCGAUUGGCAGCUGCCCAAAGAGAAAGUGGAGAUAAAAAAGGAGUCGGAGAGAGACGAUGAGCGAGUUCAGUCUCCAGAGGGUUCGAGUGAUAAAGCGGAGGGUGAGACGUUCUCCAGUGAGGAGGAGAGAACAGCAUGGAGUGAACCAGAGAGUGCAGAACACGCACACACUCCUGUUACUGAACCCAGCUCAGAGUCGAUGGAAAGAAAGCAGCAGCGGCGGUGUGUAAGGAGUCGCUCCGAGUCGGAAAAGAGCGUCGAUCCAGUUCCAAAGAAAAAGGUCAAGAAAGAGCAGGUGGAGGCGAUGCCUCAGAUGGACUUUAAAACAGGAUCACAAAAAGGAGCCAGUGAGAUCUCUGAUUCUUGUAAGCCACUGAAGAAACGCAGUCGAGCCUCGACGGACGUCGAAGUGACGAGCUCUAUUUACAGAGACACGUCCGACUCUGAUUCCAGAGGCCUCAACGACAUGCAGUGUGUAUUUGAGAAACGCUCUGACAGUCCUGGUACGGUGGACGCUGACUGCUCAGAUGCCCAGUCAGACGAUUCAAACAUCUCUCGGCAGGGCAGCAACAACUCCAAAAAGGACAUGGUGUGUCAGGUUUGCGAGACAUUUGGAGAUUCUCUGCUGUGCUGUGAGGGCGAAUGUAACAGGUUUUUUCACCUGGAGUGUUUGGCCUCUGCUGGGGGAACAGAGGGAGAAACCAUUUGCACUGAGUGCAGAACAGGUUCACACCCAUGUUUCUCCUGCAAACGCACUGAUGAAGAUGUGAAGCCGUGUUCGGUGAGUGGGUGUGGCCGUUUCUAUCACGAGUCCUGUGCUUGGAAAUACGCGGGCACUGCUGCGGAGCCCCAAGGCCUGAGGUGCCCACAGCACUGCUGCGCUACCUGCUGGUUGGAAAAGGACUCGCAAAAGGCCCACAAAGGUGUGAUUAGUGCACACAGACCUUCCCACAAUCACAGAUUGAGACACGCUCAGAGUCUCAGAGGGUUUAAGAGCAGAGGCCGGAUGAUGCGCUGUAUCCGCUGUCCCGUAGCCUAUCAUGUAGGCGAUCUGUGUAUAGCAGCCGGGAGCGUGGCGAUCACGCCUCACGUCAUCGUGUGCAGCAGUCACUCGGGCACACGGAAGAACGGCCAUCUUGGCUCCUCCGUAAACGUAGGCUGGUGUUUCGUUUGCUCGCGAGGACGCUUAGUGCACGACCUCACUGACACCGUAUUAAGUUCUUAUACGUUUAAGUCUCACUACCUUCUGACUGAGUCAAAUCGUGCUGAGUUGAUGAAAUUACCUCUGAUUCCUUCUCCUUCGUCAGCUACCCAAAAGAAUCCGGCCAAAGGAGGAAGACUCCUGUGCUGCGAGGCAUGCCCCGCCUCCUUCCACCCAUCCUGUUUAAAUAUGGAGAUGCCCGAGGGAGCUUGGCUUUGUAGUGAAUGCAGAGCGGGAAAGAAACCCCGCUACAAACAGAUCGUCUGGGUCAAGCUGGGCAACUACAGAUGGUGGCCCGCUGAGAUCUGUAACCCUCGGCUGGUUCCAUCCAACAUCCAGAAUCUGAAACACGACAUCGGGGAUUUUCCAGUCUUUUUCUUCGGGUCGCACGAUUACUACUGGAUCCACCAGGGCCGAGUUUUCCCGUACUUGGAGAACGACAAGAACUUCGCCGAGGGACAAAUCGGGAUAAACAAGACUUUUAAAAAAGCACUGGAGGAGGCAGCGAAGAGGUUUCAGGAGCUGAAAUCUCAGCGAGAGACCAAAGAAGCUCUGGAACAAGAACGCAACUCACGACGGCCUCCGCCAUACAAACUCAUCAAGUGUAACAAGCCCGUAGGGAAGGUGCAGGUGUGCGUGGCCGACCUGUCGGAGAUCCCGCGCUGCAACUGCAAGCCGAACGACGAGCACCCGUGCGCGCCAGAAUCGGAGUGCGUGAACCGGGCGCUGCAGUACGAGUGUCACCCGCAGGUGUGUGCCGCCGCCGAGCGCUGCCUCAACCAGAGCUUCAGCAAACGCCAAUAUCCGAAAAUGGAAGUGAUCAAGACGGAGAUGCGCGGCUGGGGCCUUAAAACCAAACAGGACCUCAAAAAGGGAGAUUUUGUGAUGGAGUACGUAGGAGAAUUGAUCGAUCUGGAGGAAUGUCGACAGCGAAUCAGCCAUGCCAACAAGAACCAUGUGACCAACUUCUACAUGCUCACUCUCACCAAGGAUCGCGUGAUUGAUGCUGGGCCCAAAGGGAACUUGUCUCGCUUCAUGAAUCACAGCUGCAGCCCAAACUGCGAGACACAGAAAUGGACAGUGAACGGAGACGUCCGCAUCGGCCUUUUCACUCUGUGUGACAUCGCCGCAGACACUGAACUAACAUUUAAUUAUAACCUGGACUGUUUGGGGAACGGGAGAACGACGUGUCACUGCGGAGCUGAGAACUGCAGCGGCUAUUUGGGAGUCCGACCAAAGAGUGCGGUGGUGUUGGAAAAGGAGGAGAAAGUGAGGAAUUCGAAGCUAAAGGUGAGGAAGAGGAAGCUAAAGGCAGAAAGCCGCAGUCAUGAUUAUUACUGCUACUGCUGUGGCGAAGGCGGAGAACUGGUCAUGUGUGACAGGAAGGAUUGUCCCAGAGCCUAUCACCUGCUCUGCCUCAACCUGACUACGCCCCCUUAUGGUCGCUGGGAAUGCCCUUGGCACCAAUGCAGUGUGUGUCAGCGCCCAGCCUCUGUGUUCUGCCACUUUUGCCCCGCCUCUUUCUGCCAGGAUCAUGAGGCGGGGCAGCUGGUGCUUUCCGCCCAGGAUAACCGGCCCUGUUGUCCCAAUCACGACCCGGAACGAGCACCCAGCCUCCCUACUGCUCUGAGGGUGAAGGAGGAAGAGGAAGCAGAAAGGGAAGAGGAGGACGAUGGGGAUGCAGAGAGAGAGGCAGAAGAGGAUGAGGAAGGAGAAAUGGCUGAGUGACUGAGCCAAAGCUCUUAAACUGAAACACUUCAACACGGUGACUGGAAUUCUGAGGCCCUCCGUGCAGCUAGGGGGCGGUGUGCAGUUCAAAAUCAUCAUACAUUCAAGUUGGUUGUUGUCCAUUCCAGAUCUACAGCAGAGGGCGAUCAUUUAUUGAGCCGGGGGGAAAAAAAAAGUCACAAUUUACAACUUCACUCUUUCAGAUCCAGAAAUGUGGAAUCACACAGCACCCACUAAUCGUCACUUUACCAAUUUUCUUUUCUUUUUCAAGCCGGGUUCUAAUUCAUCCUCGGAGCGGAGCCGUGAUCUUUUACACACUCUCCGGUACCUACAACACCUUGAGAACUUCAGUCGAUGUACCUCAGUGUAAAUAGAAAGGAUUCAUACGAGACACAUAGAUUCUCUACACUAGAAUUUUCAGUACACGUCUGAAUAUCAGCUAGUUGUGAAAAAAAAGAAAAAAAAGGACCGUGACUCCGGUUUUGGUUACGUGCUGCCUAUUCAUACCCGUGCGUUUGUGAUUUGUAAGAUAUAUAUAUCACGAAUAUAUUUAUGACUACGUUUACAUCCACUCACGGUGUACAGUAUUGUUCAUUGGUAUUAUUAGUGAGUUUGAUAUCACUAUUCUUAAUGUCAUUGUAUACGUGCCCACUUUUUCUUUGUCCCCCCCCCCACCCCCCCAUCACUUGCUCAUUUCUUGUCGUGACCGGUUAAUUUCAUAGUCAAGCACUUAAAUUUCGAUUUGAACACUGCCGUUGUUGUGCCGAUAGGAAUGUCAGUCCAUAAGGAAUUUUUAAUUUUUUAUUAUUUUUUAAAAAUAUAAUAAUUUUCAGUGAUGUCGCCAAUGUACAUUCUUUUAUUUUUAUUUUUUUAAAGCCUCAUUUGUACACAAUAGUGACCACUUUUAAGGUAUCGUAAUCGCAGUGUACCUUAAUAACCCAGUCGAAUUAACAACCCAAGAUUCUGAUGCAUGUAACAAUGUCUGGAGUUGUUCAUUUGAACGAAUUGAUAAUGGCACCAAUGGCAACGCAUCAUCAUUACGCUUAUUGAACUGCAAACGUUCUGUUUUUGUGACCAUUGCACAACCAGUUGGAAAUGGUCUGCAGUGGAGCAUCCAUGUUGAAAUGAAUUUCUAGCACGUGAUGAAGGCAAAAACCAGCAACGCCUUUCUGUGGGUUGUAUGAUGGUUACCGAAAUGUAUUUUAACAUUUAAUUACUAUUCAAUACUUUAUUAACUCCGUAGCGUUGAUCGUGGCAGACGUUCAGUGCAUCCUGGCUCAGUGUUCAGCGGGGCUGCACAAUACAAAGAUAUUAGACCUGGUUAAAGAUGGACCAGGACCAAGAAGAUGGAUCUACUGGGUCAUUUGAAUGCUGCUGUGAUCCAUCUAAACACUUAGUCAUCUGGAGUGUCUGAGAUCAGGAUAAUCCCGACACACAGUAAAAUAUUCAGCACCCUUGUAUAAAUCAUUACUGCUAAUAUAUCAAAUAUUAACCCCCGCUGAGCUGCUUACCUAGCCAGACGUGUGGGUUCAUUUUCCCUCCCACUUCGCCACUACUCGUUAUUAAAUCUAAUCCCUUAAUAUUCCAAACGUUCUUCGAGUCUGCAGAACCAUGGAAGUCUGUCACUGCCAAAACAACGCUUUUGAAAACGUGUUGCAUCCAGCAGUGGCCCUGUCCUGUACACUUGAAAUCUGGAGCGCUGUUCACGUCUCAUGCACUUUUUGGUUUUGUUCGUGGUGUUGGAGUUAGAAUGGCGAGUUUGUUUACACUCAGAGGGUUUUAAAAAAAAAUAAAUAAAUCCAGCACGUCGCUGUUCGUGUCAUUUGUCACAGUUUUGAGUUAUGGGAAAAUAUCUCUGAAUUAUUAUUUAAGAGUUUCUGU
Messenger RNA from Ictalurus punctatus (channel catfish), 6794 nucleotides. It is a transcript of the gene nsd3, whose product is annotated as nuclear receptor binding SET domain protein 3. Gene Ontology annotation, biological process: regulation of DNA-templated transcription. The record is from RefSeq and is a predicted model, not a curated record. Lineage: Eukaryota; Metazoa; Chordata; Actinopteri; Siluriformes; Ictaluridae. Gene Ontology annotation, molecular function: histone H3K36 methyltransferase activity; protein binding. The coding region runs from base 297 to 4913 and encodes 1538 amino acids. Gene Ontology annotation, cellular component: chromatin; nucleus. The transcript has 23 exons.